CAUUGUAACGAAGAGAUUGUGUGCUAGAGCUGUGAUUUCCUUGAAAAUGGGGAAAAUUGAGUGGGCAAUGUGGGCUAACGAACAAGCCCUGGCGUCAGGACUCAUUUACCUCACUGGCGGCAUUGUGGGGGUUGCUGGUCAGUUCAUGGGGUGGCAGUUUGCCGCUUUUGGAAUAGCUGCAGGGGUAUUCGUUUGUCUUCUUGAGUACCCACGGAGUAAGAGGAGUAAAGGCACUAGCGUUGAGAGAACUGGUCAGUACUGCUUCACAGUUUGUGUAAAGGCCUUCGGGCCCUUGACGCGAAACUACUAUGUGAGAGCAUUCCUGCAUGCUGCGCUCUGUGUCCCAGGUGGCUUUAUGCUCGCCACAGUCUUGGGCUGUGUAUGCCUUGGCAUAGCAAGUCUCAUCUACCUAUCAGCAGCCAUUCAUGGGGAGCACUGGGAACCCAUCCUACCCAAGAAAGAGCCUGCCAAACGUAUAGGAGAGAGCAUCAAGCAGCCACCUCAGAACCCUCCCCCGCGCCCACCGCCAGAGCUCCGCAGGAAACGAGCAGAAGACCUCGAAUCGGCAGCAUAUGUCAACCCAAUCGCAGUCACAGCCAACGAAUACUAAAGCCACUGCCUCUUCUCCUAAAACUCUGGUCCUGACUCAAAAUCUAACGGGAUGGCUUCUUAGUAAAGGGGAAAGCAGAGCUUCAUUAUUAUUUGAUUGCAGCGUAUGCUAAAUCUGUGUUACACUCCACAAGACUUAAAAAUAGGGUUAAAAAGAUUGCUGCUGAUAUUGGUGAUAUACUACCAUAAGUUACUGUUUGUGCUGCUGGUGAAGUUUAUGCUUUGUGAGCCAGUAGAUGAAACUAUUACUUUGAUUACAAAAGCCAUCCUUCUUCCGCCUCCGUAAUAACCCAUUACAAUAACUCUGAAUCUGAAGAGAGAUUUUCAGCAUCUCAGAUUGUUUUAUCUUCUGCAUAUUUCAUGUAUUACUCUUUAAUAUUACUGUAACUGUAAAUGAAGUAGAGGUACAAAAAUUAGCGCUCUCAUAGACAUGCAUUAUUGUCUUCAUCUAAGUCAAACCUCCUCACAUGACUCCUUAAUGAUGACAAUUGUAUUUAAUGACACAAAUGGUUUACCAACUCAAAGAUUUUUACCUCCAUAUCAAGACCAAAGGAUAUGAUGCAUUUGUGGUAUGUGUUUUAAGUUAUGUUGGGACUGCUACUUCCAGUUAGAGUCAACCAGUAAGAGUCAUAUCAUACUCUGAAGGAACAUAUGUUGAAAUAAUAUGUUAACUUUUUUUUUUUUAAUUAGAAAGGUAAAAGAGGUUAUGAAAGAGAAUCCUGAAUUCUGCUUUUAGUUAGGAACAUAUUUGGAUCUUACCAUUGUUUUGUUUGUUCAUUUGUGUAUGUACCUCAAGAUACUGUAAAUGUUUUAUACUGUAAAAGAAUAAACUCAGGUGA
This is a messenger RNA of Chanos chanos (milkfish), 1448 nucleotides long. RefSeq names its product cytochrome b-245, alpha polypeptide (gene cyba). Lineage: Eukaryota; Metazoa; Chordata; Actinopteri; Gonorynchiformes; Chanidae. The record is from RefSeq and is a predicted model, not a curated record. The coding region runs from base 47 to 610 and encodes 187 amino acids. The transcript is spliced from 6 exons. Gene Ontology annotation, molecular function: heme binding.